AAGUUGAUCAAGCGGCGCUCGCCGGUCCCCCAUGUCCCAAGUUCACCCCCCUCAUCAUCAUACUACAUCGCGUCAGAGGAGACUAAUACUCCUCCAUCCAACCAAGAAUCAAACUCCAAUAAGGACGUCCGUAACCAAAGUCUUCUGCCACUCGUUAGGCCUCCAUCGCCACUACGGCUAGACAUACCGAUACAUCAGCCAUGGCAUGAUCGGCGAACAAACUUUGAGUUAUCACCCAUGCGGAAAAGACACCACAGUAGUGCAUCCAUUGCCUGCAUGGAUUGGUGCUUCUCCAAUCAGCACUUCUGUCUCGACACCUUCUGGCAAUCCGCAUUAUACCCGAUCCAGUGCUGUUCCGACCGACGAGAGAUCAAUAUAUCCAUAGCAAUGGACGAAAGUUUAUCAGAUGAAGCCGUGGUGGAACAUCUCGAAAUCAUACGGAAACGGAGUUGCAAGGACAAACAUCGGUCACUCCCUGUCCCCAGGGCUACUAGCCAUGAUCCGGCUAGCAUAUCACUUUCUAAGCAAGGAUCUAGCCAUUUGUUCCAACUUGGAGAUCACUUCGCCAGUCAUCCAAGUUCGCCAUGCCAAUCGGAAGAGUCCGAGCCCGUGACGCCCUUACCUGUGAUUUUGAAUGAUGCCGAGUCGGACAUUGACGACGCUGCGCUCUGGAGUACUGCCAGAAAGGCAUUGUUUUGCAUCCGAGAAAUCGUCGGGACGGAGAAAAAAUACCAAGGAGCCCUUAAGAUGCUCCUGACAGGACAGACAGCGAAUCAGCCACCUCCACUGUUGUUGGCAUACCUUCCUGAUCUCAUGCGGGUGUCAGAAGCGUUGUUGAAGGCCUUUCUUGACGACCCCUCCGCUUGGGGCGUAUCCACCGCCUUCAUGGCUUGCGAAGAUGAUAUUGAAGCUGCUAUGGUUUCGUGGUGCAGCGUGGCAGGCAAUUUCUUUACUGAUGGUCCCAGUCACGAAGGCGAAUCAGCCAUUAUGGGAGGGAAAUGGCGCCUGCGCAAGUCUCUGCUCUCUGCCACAAACAAUCCCCUCACCACUGUAGUGGAGAAGUUGGAUGGGAACUCUUCUCCCGCUAGUUCCUCUCCCCCUCUUCUAACUCUAAUGAAUGAGGCAGGGAGUAGAAUUAGAGAAAGACAACGGACUGUCGAACACUAUUGGAAGGUGUCUGAUGAUGGCGCCGAGUCCCACGCAGAACGACGUCCUAGAGUCAACUCAGCCGACAGUCGAUCAAAGGGAGAGCCUCCGACUCGGAGGCAAAGUGUACGGGAUCUUGCAAUUCAACCAACACAGCGAGUUAUGAGAUAUGUUUUACUGUAUCGAGAUCUCUUGGAGAGUACACCUCUCACUUCUCCUUCCCGCGCUCUUGUUGAGAGAGCGCUCGAAGCCGCGACCCGCAUUGCUGUUAAGUGCGACCAUGCGCAAGACAAUGCUGCCUUUUUCCAUAGAUAGAAUGUUUUGCAUCCAUAUUUAUUCUUCAACAGUAUUAGCAUCGAAUAGCCGCGCCGGUUUGUAUCACACACUGCAAGCUAUUAUACCCAGCAAUUAUCUCAUUGUAUAUAUGUAACAUAAGUUAUUCUGCCUU
Suillus subaureus is the source of this 1594-nucleotide messenger RNA. RefSeq lists its product as uncharacterized. The record is from RefSeq and is a predicted model, not a curated record. The transcript is spliced from 5 exons. The coding region runs from base 238 to 1461 and encodes 407 amino acids. Gene Ontology annotation, molecular function: guanyl-nucleotide exchange factor activity. Lineage: Eukaryota; Fungi; Basidiomycota; Agaricomycetes; Boletales; Suillaceae.